Molecule: messenger RNA, 1465 nt
Organism: Melanotaenia boesemani (Boeseman's rainbowfish)
Lineage: Eukaryota; Metazoa; Chordata; Actinopteri; Atheriniformes; Melanotaeniidae
Exons: 3
Coding region: 110-730 (206 amino acids)
Biological process (GO): immune response; positive regulation of T cell proliferation; negative regulation of T cell proliferation
Cellular component (GO): external side of plasma membrane
Source: RefSeq, a predicted model, not a curated record
UUUCCGCUCUGAAUAUAGCAUUAAGUAAAACUAAUCUUCUCUCUCUCUCUUAUACUUUGACCUCAUGUGUUCAUGACUCUUCACCUCUGUCUCCUCUCACAGGGAGAAGAUGAUCUGCAGGAUGCUGCUGCUCCUCAUCCUCAUCUCAUCUGUCUGUGCAACAUUUGUAGUGAAUGUGACACAGAGCUCCUAUCAGGCAGAGGAGAACCACAACAUCACUCUGGAGUGGACCUUCACCACCAAACCUGACGUCUCCUGGAGGUUCCUGUUUAUCAUCUGUAACCUGAUAACUGAUCCCAGAGUCUUAACCCUGUAUCAUGUCCAUGGAGGUGUUGAGGUACCAGAGUCUCGGCAUGAAAAGUUUGCAGGACGAGUCCAGAGUGACAAAGACGUCCUCAGAAAAGGACGAAUCAGACUUCAUGUAUCCAGACUCAGAACUAAUGAUUCUGGUCUGUAUGUGUGUGAUGUGAAGACAGAUUACGGCUUCAGCUCUGAAAAAUGUCAACUGAACGUUACCGCAGCUGCUGGUCAGGAUCAACUUCAGAGACCAACUGAGAAUCAACAACCAGACAAUCGAGGAAGAAUCGUCCUCUCUGCUGCUCUGGGACUGAUAGCAGCAGCAGCAGCAGCUCUGAUGAUCAAACUCAUCUCAAUCAUUUGUUUUAAAAAAUCUACUGAGAAGACGACAAACUUCAGAUCAGCUGUUUAUCAGAAACCUGAAGGUCCAUGAUGCUGAUUUUUCUGAACAUCCAGACACAACUCUGUCCUUUUUUCUCUGUUUUUUCCCACGGAGAGAAACAAACAAUAAGAAACUGAGAUUACCAACAUUUGUGUCUCUCUAACAUCUACAUUAAUAUAUGAAUAUAACAAUACUUAAAAACCAUUAACAACGUCAGAGACAUUACUACAGGAGACGCCCCACCACUGUAAUAACACAUGGAUCCAGUAGAUGGCAGUAAUGCAGCUUUAACAGAGUCCAUGUUGACUCAGACAGACUGCUGAUCAUCAGGAAGGAAACUUCUCUACUGAUGAGGACGUUGACUUGUUCACUCUGUUGUUUCCUCCUGCUGCUUUAAAAAGGUGUCUGGACCCAACAGGACACGAUGAUCUGGACUCUUAUUAUGUCUGAAACCUGUUACAGGAUUUCCUCCUUGCCACUUUGCUGACCAGGUGUGGCUUGUAUAGCACUGAUUGAUGACGACCGCCCUGUACCUGGUCAGGUGUUUGCUCCUCAUGUGCAUCCUUGUCUUUUGGUGUGGCUGGUUUUGCAACAUUUGAUUAAAAAAACAAAUGUUGCUGCAGAUUAACAGGAUUAGAUUUUGUGACGAGAAAGAAGAGUUCUGAGGGAUUAUGAACAUAUAUUGAUGCUGAGCGGCUGCAGCAGCCUCCUUUAAUGUCUCCAGUUCACUUUCCUCUAUAAACUGUUCCGGAUGACAAAGACUCCAAAGUCUCUGAUCCCAGUUUC